AUGACCACCACGGCCAAGAAUGACGUCCCGAUUGACGUCACAUGGGAGGACCAGAAAAAUAUCUGCAUCUUUUCCCGCCUCCACCGACGCGUGCAGGCACUGAAUCGCCGCCUAAAACUUCUGACCGACGACAUUGAGAAACUUGACGACGCCGGCACCGAGGUGAUGAUCUGCGACGAGGUGAAAUAUGUCUUUGGCGAGGCAUUUGUGGACGUGGAGUGCGAUCAGGCCGUAGACCUGCUCAAUGCCGAGAAGCAGCGCAUUGAGUCGGAGAAGGAGGAAGUAGAGGCUGAGCUGAAGGAUCUGCAUGUGGCACUGGGGGAACUCAAGGCGCAGCUCUACGCCAAGUUCGGCUCACAGAUUUAUCUGGAGGAAAAGUAG
This is a messenger RNA of Leishmania braziliensis MHOM/BR/75/M2904, 381 nucleotides long. RefSeq lists its product as hypothetical. The transcript has a single exon. Bases 1 to 381 code for a protein of 126 amino acids. The record is from RefSeq and is a predicted model, not a curated record. Gene Ontology annotation, cellular component: prefoldin complex; cytoplasm. Gene Ontology annotation, biological process: protein folding. NCBI's taxonomy places the organism in Eukaryota, Euglenozoa, Kinetoplastea, Trypanosomatida, Trypanosomatidae.